Marmota flaviventris (yellow-bellied marmot) is the source of this 4642-nucleotide messenger RNA. The record is from RefSeq and is a predicted model, not a curated record. Lineage: Eukaryota; Metazoa; Chordata; Mammalia; Rodentia; Sciuridae.
GCAGCGAACGGCCGCGGAGACGACAGCUACUGCUUACGAGAAGACUGCUUCGGAGGAGGAAGAGGAAUUAGGGCAGGCGGGACGCGCAGACAGGACCCUCACCAUGGGUCCUCAGGCCUAGGGCGGCGGAAGCUACCGGCCCGGUGCCAAGCUGGCUGCUACUACAUUUGGAAGCCUCCAUGGCUGAAGACUGGCUGGACUGCCCAGCCCUGGGCCCUGGCUGGAAACGUCGUGAGGUCUAUCGCAAGUCAGGGGUCACAUGUGGACGUUCAGACACCUAUUACCAGAGCCCCACAGGAGACAGGAUCCGAAGCAAAGUUGAGCUGACUCGAUACCUGGGCCCUGCAUGUGACCUCACCCUCUUCGACUUCAAACAAGGCAUCUUGUGCUAUCCAACCCCCAAGGUCCAAUCUGUGGCUGUCCCCAGCAAGAAGCGGAAAAAGCCUGCAAGAUCGGCCAAAACUCGGAAACGUCAGGUUGCACCCCAGAGGACUGAGAUCAGGAAGGAGAGAAAGGAAAGGAAAGAGACCCAAGAGGAUGAGACCAAGGCUGAUACUGACACAAUCCCAGCUUCAUUCCCUGCACCUGGGUGCUGUGAGAACUGUGGAAUCAGCUUCUCAGGGGAUGGUACUGGAAGGCAGCGGCUCAAGACAUUGUGCAAAGACUGCCGAGCACAGAGAAUUGCCUUCAACCGCGAGCAGAGAAUGUUUAAGCGUGUGGGCUGUGGAGAGUGUACAGCCUGUCGGGUAACUGAAGACUGUGGGGCCUGCUCCACCUGCCUCCUGCAGCUACCCCAUGAUGUGGCCUCAGGGCUGUUCUGCAAGUGUGAGAGGAGACGCUGCCUCCGGAUUGUGCAGAGGAGCCGAGGGUGUGGAGUGUGCCGGGGCUGUCAGACCCAAGAGGACUGUGGCCAUUGCCGAGUCUGCCUUCGCCCUCCCCGCCCUGGUCUCAGGCGCCAGUGGAGGUGUGUGCAGCGGCGCUGCCUUCGGGGUAAACGUAGAUGCCACAGGGGAGGCCGUGACUCCAAGAUGGCUGCCCGACGACACUCUCGAGCUCAGCCAGUGCCUAUUCUUCCCACACUGCAGCCUCCAGACCCCCCAGAGCCCAUGGAGCUGCACAACAACUCCCCGGUGCCCUCACCUCCUGCUGAGUUCAUCUAUUACUGUGUAGACGAGGACGAGCUACAGCCCUACACGAACCGCCGGCAGAACCGCAAGUGCGGGGCCUGUGCAGCCUGCCUACGGCGGAUGGACUGUGGCCGCUGCGACUUCUGCUGCGACAAGCCCAAAUUCGGGGGCAGCAACCAGAAGCGCCAGAAGUGUCGUUGGCGCCAAUGCCUGCAGUUUGCCAUGAAGCGGCUGCUGCCCAGUAUUGGGUCAGAGUCCGAGGAGGGGGCAGGAUCACCUCUACUUCACCCUCGUCGAAAGAGACCAGGUUCUGUUCAACGGCCCCACCUGGCCCCCACCCUGAAGCCCCCUUUGGCUACUCGCACAGCCCGACCAGGCCGUGCUCAGCCUCCAAUGAAACAGGAAGCAGGUGCUAGCUUUGUACUGCCCCCUCCUGGCACUGACCUUGUGUUUUUACGGGAGGGUGCCAGCAGUCCUGUGCAGGUGCCUGGCCCUGCUACAGCUUCCACAGAAGCCCCAUUGCAGGAAGCCCAGUGCUCUGGCCUGAGUUGGGUUGUGGCCUUACCUCAGGUAAAGCAAGAGAAAGCAGAUGCCCAGGAAGAGUGGACAUCGGAUAUAGCUGUCCUGACUUCUCCCACAUUGCAACCUGGCUGCCCUAGCAAGGCAAUAGACCUGUGCCUGCCAUCUGUGAAGCAAGAGCCACCUGACCCUGAGGAGGGAAAGGAGGAGAACAAGGAUGGCUGUGUCUCCGAAUCGGCCCCAGAGGAGGAGAUGGCAGGAGGGCCUGGCACGCCCGUGAUCACGGAGAUUUUCAGCCUGGGUGGAACCCGCUUCCGGGACACAGCAGUCUGGUUGCCAAGGUCCAAGGACCUUAAAAAACCUGGAGCUAGAAAGCAGUAGACUGGAGGCUUCUGCAGACUGUAGGACUCAAGUCUGCAGGGCAGGCAGUCGGGAAGGGAAGAUGGAUGUAAAUUGUGGGAGAUGGAGGACACAUUGGAGCCCAUGAGCACAAGCUGGGACCCACACGGAUUGCCUGGAACCUAUGUCAGUCUCUCAUCACCUCCUGCUUCAGUGAUGUGGGUGUCCUGCAGAAGAAGUUGGUGCCUUUCCUCACAGAGUUAAAUGUGCACCUGGCUCAGGAUUAGAGAAACUGAAGGAAGAUCUCAGGGAAGGUGUAGCAGCUGCAGAUCUGGCUGCAAGCCUCAGGGCUGCCCCACACCAAGGAGGUGACCUGCAGAUAAGUGACAGCAUGUGUGAACAGCAACUGCAUUUUGGUGCCCCUGCACCAGCCUUCCAGCUGUAAACUAUGUUACUGCUUCACUUCUGCCCUCCAGUUAUCAGCCAGAAUGCCUCAUGUGGCCAUCCUAACCAGAAGCGUAUGGGGAAGGGAGUUCUGGGAAACAGCCAAGAUGAUGCGUUUAAAGCUAACCUGCUGUGAAUCAGCUCCCAAGGGUCUCACUUCUCAACUGAGGAUAACUUGAUAAAACUACAUUGCUGAAAACACAAAACUCAAGACAAAUUCUAUCAAGCCAGAACAAACUUGCUGGUCUUCAGCUAUUUUUGUCAUUCAUUCAGGUAUUAAGAACCUGGUCCAAAGUAGGCACUGUAUUUAAUACUGGGAGACAGAAAUGAGAAAAUAUAUGGUCCAUGCAGUUUUAUUAAAUGCAUCAAUAUAUAUUACAAGUGGUGAAUGGAUUUCCAAAUUUAUCAUGGAAUUUAAUGCUGAAAAUGUAAAAUUUAAGAAACUAAGGGGAAUUGUUGGGCACAGUAGAAAUUGGAAACAAUUAAGUAACUGUUCUCUAACCGUUCUAUUUUUGAAUUACUUUUAAGGAGAUUUUUAUUGUCCUCUUUAUAGAUUUAUAUGCUUAGUGUUUCUUUGGGGAGUGACUUGAUGGUGAUAGCAGUGAUUGCCUCAAAGAAACUGGGAUAUUGGAUGGCAGGAUCAAAGUCAGUUCUAUCCAAGGACCCCCAAGGUGCAUCAUUUUCUAGGCCUCACAGGGUGGUUGGUGGCUAAAGGCUGAGGCGCUUUUGCUGCUGAUACUCACACUGGGCCCAGCCCUCCAAUCUCCUCAGGGCUAGGGAGCCUGCCAGCAGUCAGUCCCGCCUUAGGGUGAGACUUACCACAAAUGCCUCCCCCUGGACAGGGCCUGGAGGGAAGCAACUACCCCUUUCGAAGAGGUAAAGGACUAAAAUCGAACUGGAGUUAAAUAACCAGGCUCAUCCAGGGUGAGGGUGCUGCAUGAUCAACUCAGGAACCAGCGCUGAGACAUCAGAGGGCAGCCGCCUGUCAGCAUCAAUUGGCUUCCCUGUCUGUCGUCUCCAAGAACUCAUCGGGACCCUCUGGCCUGCACAACCUCGAGGGCACCCAACUGGCAGCCCAAUCUCAGUGGCCUUUCCCAAACCCCGAGAGGAUGGAGGGCACAGCAUUUUCAUUGCCUCACUUCUCUGAGGGUAUAUGGGCUGGGGAGGUUCCCCUCAGACCCACCCCUACAGGCCAGUCAGUGCCUGGGAGACUUAAAGAUCAAGGAUCCGCCCCCCAGGACGUCUUCCAGUGAAUCCAGUAGACUUCCUAAUUUCUUUCUUUUUUGUUUGUUUCAGGCUACGUAAACUCUUAGCAGUAAAUGAAAAUGAGUAUUUUACGGAACUGCAAUUGAAAGAAGAAGCAUUAUAGGAGAAAAAUGAAUUAUUAAAAGAUUAUUAAAAGAGAAGAAAGACAUUAUUUUGUGGCUGAAAAGCUGAACCAGCAAUUCAGGAUAUGGAAUCCAAAUCUAGAAAUGUUCCACAUAGAAAACCGAAGUGGUUGAACUACAAAUGAUUAAGGAAUGCGAAUUUACAGUAUACUGCGGCCUUAAGAAGGUAUACACAGUUUGUACUUUGGUUACUGGUAUACCUUCAUAACUGGCGUAGUUACUGGUUUUUCCCUUCUGUGCUCUGGUGUUCUAUGCUCAACCUCACUUUAGAAUGGGAAUGCCAAAGAGUCAUUCUUAAUUGGCUUUUAUGUAUUAACUACCUUCAUGCUCUUGAGGGGAAAUACAAAUGUGGCUUCUACCUGUGCUGAGGUCUCUGCCAGAUCCAGUUCCCUGAUCUGUGUUGCAGUUCUGCCAGGGAUCCUGAUUCUCAGGAAAUGAUCACCUGGACUUCUGAAUUUGCAUCCUGACCUAGGUCCACUGUGAUCCCUUGAUUCAGACUCUUUUUGGUCUUUAUUUUGCCCAGCCAGGUAAUGCCUCUGCCCCACCAGCUCAUUUGAUCUGCCCCCCCUUCCUAAGAAAAUCCUAAGUCUAAACCCUGGUUUCUGCCCAGUGCAGUAGGAAAAUUUUAUUAACAGAUUAUUAUUACUGGUUGGGUAGUUUGAUAAAGCACUUUGGCUCCCUGAGCCUUAAUCCACUACGCUCUAAAUGAGGAUAAUAUCUGCUGUUCUGUCAACUCUGUAAGAUAUUUGUCAAGCUCCAAGGUUGUAUCUGUAAAAAUACCUUGCAAAUUGUAAAAACAACAACAAAAAAAAAACUACACAAAUA